Messenger RNA from Porites lobata, 7287 nucleotides. The record is from the annotation of a GenBank genome assembly. NCBI's taxonomy places the organism in Eukaryota, Metazoa, Cnidaria, Anthozoa, Scleractinia, Poritidae.
CAACGGUUUUACUCCGAACCUAAAAUUCUAUAAACCUUCGACUAGGCCUCGAAAUAUUAAUCGUAGCUAAACUGUUUUUCAUCAUGAGGCCUAAAUUGUUGGUGUGUGUAGGACUUGUAGCACUUCUUUGUACUUUGUCAUCAGCUGAAGACGUCAACGAACCUGACGAAGAUGAUGUUGAAAUAGAUAGUGAAAAUGAGCCAGAAGAUAAGGUAAGAAAUGGGAAGUAUUACUUUUGAUUGCUUCAAAUUUGCCGGUAUCGCUGACUUUGUUUUAUUUUUACCGCUUUACAGGGCAAAGAGAAAAAGAAAGCGGCCGAAACUGAAGCGUAUCAACCCCCAGAAAUCGCUUUAGAGCAUGAAGAUUCUGUUUUUCUUGCGGAACCAUUUGCAAAGCGGCAGGAAUUCGAAAGCAGGUAUUAAAAGCUAAACUUCAAAUUCUUUACCGGCUUAUGUUCAUUUAGUUUUGCAGUGUGCGUGUUUUUUAGUUUGCAUAGUGACAAGCCUUUUUCUGGUACGCGUUGCACAUGUGUGUAAAUAGGCUCUGGUUUUGACAGAACACUCAUGCAGGUUGAAGCAUAUUUUGCAAGCGUUGAAAAUACAUAUUUUGUCUCUUUUACUAACUAUAAUCCUAUGUUGCCUUUUAAUUCCUAAUUAAUUUAUUUGCAGCAAAGAUUCUCAACAACUCUGUGAUGUUGCAUGUGGAAGUUUUAAAGAAGUUCAUGUUUUCAUGUCCCACCCUAAAUAACAUCAUCUUUCUUCCACUAAAUUUCUACCUAUUUUGUUUUGUUGAGUAAUUUGGAAUUAUGUAAAAAAGUUUGUCCUUCUGAAGGACUAAGAUUAAAGGGUAAAAUACCCUUUUAAAGUGCAACAGGUGUAGAUGCUAGCUAUGUAGAUCCUCAGGUGAUCUGUUAGACAUUGUUUUUGCAUAUGUUCAGGCAAAUAGUUCAGGCAAAUAGUUCAUGUAGCUCAGUAAUAAUUUAGAUGACAAAAGAGUGUCAUAGUGUUUUUUCACUUACUAAACAGUAGUCUUCAUCACAUGUGGCCUAAAGGCUUGUCAUGCAAUCUCCCUAAGUCCAUCAAGCAAUAAUAUUACUCGCUAUGACUGCCCUGCACAGCAUUAGAGAAUGCAUAUAAUAAAGCAGGUUUUUUCCUUUUAAGAGAAGUCACCAAUGGAGACAGUUUUGCUGUAAAAAUGGUCCACUAUCCAUUGACCUUCUCUCACAAGCAUAGACGUUAGAAUGGCCAUUUUGUGAUAACAAAAAUACUGCUUGCACUGGGAGGUUUUCCUGAUGGUUAUAAAACUCUGUUUGCUGGUGUUAAGACUUCCAAGUAAAUGUCCUUGCUGUUGUACAAUUAAUGUUAAACACACUGUUUAUAGCUUUGUGACUUAACAUAUGUUAAUUUUGUUUAAUAUUUUCAGAUGGCAGAAAUCUGAGGCUAAAAAGGAUGGAGUGGAUGCUGAAAUUUCCAAAUAUGAUGGUAAGUCGCUGUUAGAUUGAAAUAUCUGUCAUUGUAAGUUAUUCCAUCUUUUGAAUCAUAUGUUUUGAGUGACAGCAACAAAAAAAUUAUUUUAAUAGUAGUUUGUUUCCAAGGAAACAGGAGCAAAAAAACUCCUUCUCCAGAUAGUGACUUUUUUGGAAUCAAUCCACUAUAACGAUUUUUGUACUGAAUCACUAUCAUUGUUACUCUCCAGAUUAUUUUUCCUAUCCCUCCUUUGUGAAAAAAAAAAAGAUAAAACCUUGUAGUGCCAAUUUCCACCCUGGCAACUGGUGGCUUAGCAACAUCAAAUCAGACGUAACCUCAUACUCCUAUAACCUGCUGUUUUUGUCCUGGUUGUCCUUGUAUUUCGUUGCUCACCAUAGAACCUUCAGGACCCUGAGGGUUGUGGGUACAACUCUUACCUGGAGUUCAGAAUUUUUUCUGACCUUUCUGGUGUUCGAAUUCUCCUUCUUACAAAUUCUCCUGCAACAAGCCUGAAACAAUGAUUUCAUUAGGCUUUGGCAAAUCCUAAUAUCACUAUCACUUAGGUAAAAACAAAAUUGAUCUUAUCAUGGUUGCUGUAUUAACUUGUACUUUUGUAUCUUUAUUCAAACCUUAAAAUUGUUUUUAUUCCUCUGUCAGGUGAAUGGUCGUUUGAGGAGCCAUCAACUAAGUUAUUCACUGGAGACAUUGGACUGGUUCUCAAGGUAAUUAUAAGUUAUUUAUUUAUUUAUUUUGCUGAUUUGCAGCUGACAUCACAGCAUCCAUUGCUGGUGGACAAGAACAAAAGCAUUUCCCUCCACUGGGAUCAAAACUUUUUUUCAUUCAAAUGAACCCCAUUUUUUUUAUUAUUCUCUCACCAACCUGCAAACCAGGAUUAAGGCUGUACCCUGUAAGGUUUCAAGUUGUGGGGUAUAUGAAGUUAGUAGACAGGGAAUUGAAUGGCUAGGAAAUUCUUUUGGUUGUAUGAAAGUAGCCUGGGGUCUUGCUCAUAAUAGCCAGAGGAAAUCCAGCCAUCAGUGACAUCCUUACUUUUUCCAUCAACCAAUAUUUUUGUGCCUGGCAACCAUUUGUGAAUCUUGGUCAGAAAAAGUCGAGGAGCUUGGAGUGCUGAUAAUGAUGUGACGUGGAAUGCAGUAAUGAAAAGGGAAUUUUGUUCUUUGUCUUCUUUUUAGUCCAAGGCAAGACACCAUGCAAUUUCAUCAUUGCUGAAGAAACCAUUUGAGUUUAAGGACAAGCCACUUGUGGUACAGUAAGUGCAAGAUAAUAAUUUAUUAUUAUUAAAUAAAAUUAUAAUAAUUAUUUGUAUGAUAUUAAUGUUAGGGAUUGUUAAAUGCAUCUUGUAAUAUUAUUUUGUUUUGGGAAGGCUAUUUGUGUAGUUCUAACUGGAGUUUGGCAGGGCUGUCACUAAGAUUUCAAGUUUCAUUGAUUAGGCAGGAAAUAGCUAGGGCAUCAGGCUCAUAAUCACCAGGAGAAAUCGGCGGCCCCUUGCCUGUAGUAACAGCCCAUAUCGGGAGGGAGUCCUCUAAUGUAAGGAAAAUCAUCCCCUUUCUUUAUUCUUGAUGUGUGCCUUUGGUGUUCAAAUAUUGAAGUCAAUAAAUAUAUUUUUUUAAGAUAUGAAGUGAAAUUUCAGCAAGCAAUGGAAUGUGGUGGUGCCUAUGUCAAGCUCCUCUCUAAACAUGAUGCACUUCAGUUGGUAAGUGUUUUUAAUUUACAACUAUGAAUAUUGUUUUAAGUAGGUAUGAUAUGAUCAUCUGGGUGUGUGUAGUCAUGAUUAGGACUGUUGGUGAUAAUUAAUUUAAAUUUUGUGACAUCAUUUUGUAAAUCCAUUGUUAGAUACAAAAGAAUUAUAGGUCGGUUAAUUAAACGGAGUCUAAUUUAGACCUCAGUUUAAGAAAUCUUUGGACCUCCAGAUCUCUUCUUUAGUGGGUCAGUUGAUGAAGAUAAAUGCCUUUCUAGUCUACACUAUUUAUGCUUAUAUGAAACUGUUCACGACAAAUCAUGAAAUGGUGUUUAGACAAAAGCGUCAGGCAAACUGCAAAUGACUUAGAACACGGUCUUGCUAAACACUGGUUAAACUCUGUUUAAAUAACCUGCCCUUUCAGUUUAGAGUUUUUUUAGAACAUAGCAGCAACUAAAAUUUAUGGCAUAAUAACUGAAAUUGUUGGAAUGUUUGAAAUUCAAAAGUAGGAAGCUGAUAUUCAUAUUUGACUUCUGGCUCAUUCGCUCAUUCUCAACUUCUUUGAAUUCUUAUGUAACUUUCUGUGGUUGGCCAAAGUGCUAACUUGCGGUACAUAUUUUUAACAGUUUAUGAUAUUCUUCUAGAAUGAAAAAAUUCUGUCUUGUCUCCUUAAUUCAGAAACUCUUCCAUGACAAAAGCCCGUACACCAUUAUGUUUGGACCAGACAAGUGUGGUGAAGAUAAAAAGGUGAGUAUUAAAACAACCAGCUAAUGAUAAAUGGUCUUUUUUUUUUCAAUUGCUUAAACCCCCAUAUAAAAUAACUUGAGUUAACAUUAUCAGUGUCUCUUCAAUCAUUUUGGGUGGUUGAGUCCUUUCAUACAAUAAUGAAUUUUGCCUGAUAAAAAAUUAAUAAAUUUUUUUUUCAGCUUCACUUCAUUUUUAGGCACAAGAAUCCGAAGACUGGUGAAUAUGAGGAGAAACAUGCCAAGAAACCAACUGGGAAUUUCCAGAGUGUUUUUGAUGGCAAGAAAACUCAUCUCUUCACCUUGGUAGUUAGACCAGACAACACGUUUGAAGUGUUUGUGGACCAAGCAAGUGUUAGCUCUGGAAGUUUGUUGGAAGAUUUCACUCCACCAGUCAACCCUCCUAAGGAGAUUGAUGAUCCAGAUGACAAAAAGCCAGAGGAUUGGGAUGAGCGAGAGAAGAUUCCUGAUCCUGAUGCUGAAAAGCCAGAUGAUUGGGAUGAAGAUGCACCUGCAAAAAUACCUGAUCCUGAUGCAAAGGUUAGGCUCAGUGUCUCAUCUGCAUUUAGCUCUGAGAAUAGUUCCUUUCUUUGCUUGUUGUACUUUGGAAGAAAAAUAAUAUGCAAAUGAAUUUAUUUAAAAGAGUAGAUGUUCAGAUAUUCUUUAAAGGCUGGUUUUUUUAGAAAAUGUGGUGAUAAGGCAUAUAAGGACUAUAUGAUUUGAUCCUGUGCCAUAUAUCAAGUCCAGUGACUUCACUUAUCUUGGGUCUCACAGAGCUCAGUGGUUGUAGAAUUCCUAUUUGCGGACCACUAACUUGCAAGGUCGAAGUUUAAUUAAUUCGCAUUGGGCACAAAGAUUUGUUUUCUUGUUGUUUGUGUUUGUUUUUGUCUUCACUUUUGCUGAGAAAGACUCGAACUUUUACUGGAAUCGUUGUUCUUACAGCUGUGUGGAGGUGUUUUUGUCGCCCGUUGCAUUGUCUUCUUAGACAAGGAACUUCACUCCACUUUGUCUCUCUUUACCCUGGUAUAUAAAUGGGUACUGGUGACAUACUGCUGGGGGGGUAUCCCUGCAAUGGACUAGGAUCCCAUACAUGGGGGAGUAGCAAUACUCCAAGGCAUUCCUCAUGCUAAGGAAACUGGGAUAAGCUCUGGCUUUUUGGUCUUUGGCUUGUGUGUGCCUUUACCUUUCUUUUUUACCUUGUUCAUACAGCUGUACAUGGGUGUCAAACUUCCUGAUAAGAAAUGAUAAAAAAUUUUUUACAACUGUAGAAACCAGAUGACUGGUUAGAUGAUGAGCCUGAGUUUGUACCUGAUCCUAAUGGGGUGAAACCAGAUGACUGGGAUGAGGAGGAGGAUGGAGAAUGGGAAGCACCUCAAAUUGGUGAGUCUGACAUUUAUAUAUUGGGCCUGGCAAAGUGCUGUCUGAUAGCAGGGUGUUCAUUAGGCAUUAGAGGUCGGGGAAUUCUCCAUUUGCUUGGAAGAAUUCUCCUGCAAAUGUUUAGUAGCCUGUGACUAUUUUUUAUCCAGACAAAGAGAUUUUUCAAAAUAUUCUCCCAUAAUGUUACAUCUCACUCCUGCUACUAGAAUUCUUAAUGAAAACCCCGCCAAUAGACCUGGAACAUCAUCCAUUUGGACUUGCUUGAUCCUCAAAGUUUGGGCCGGUUAACUACAGCACCAAAUAUCUUCUCACAAGAUUUAAAAUUCAUCACAAUCCAUGAAGUAGGUCAACAAAAUCAAUUACCUGAUCACAGAAGAUGAACGCAAAUGUAUCUCCUUAUUUUGACAACUUCUCCCCACCUUUGUUGGGGAAUGAAGCUUUAGAAUCCCAAGUAGUUUGAGGGUAGAACAGGAAACAAUUUACAACUGUGUAACUUUGAGACUUCUAUCUCCUCCAUGCAGCAAAUCCAAAAUGCGAGAAGGCUGGUUGUGGUGAAUGGAAACCUCCUGUCGUAGACAAUCCUGCUUACAAGGGAAAAUGGUCAGCUCCUCUUAUUGACAAUCCCAAUUACAAGGUAGUGUUUUAUGGACAAGCUCUAUCAGAAAAAUACACCUAUUUAAAGAAAUGAUUUUCCUUAAACAUUUUGUUUGAACUGCUGGUUAGACUGGACUGAAAUUGUACCCUUUGACAGUUUCUUUUUCAUUGACUUUCUCUUAGCCAGGAACUGGUAUCUAUUUUGAACGGUACUAAAUCACAUAAUAUGAUCAUGCUGUAAAAACACUUUUACACUUCCCUUUCCUGUUGUAUGCCUUUCUUAUUUGUAAUGUUAGGGAGUUUAAGCAACCAUGAUGACUACAACAGUCAAAAUGUCGCUAAAAAAUGAAUUUGCAUCCUCACAACUUUAUCGCUUCUAUCUGGACCUGCCCAAUUUGUCAAAAGUAGGAAAUUUUUCCGGGAAUUGAAUACUUAAGGACUUAAUUCAGCUUUAAAAAGAGAAAGGAAAAUUUCUAGUCUAAUGUUUAUGAGGUUUCAUGUCAUAGUCGUUGAGUGGACAUCAAAGAAAUGUACUAAAAAGUGUGAUGCAUGUGCAGAAACAUUGUUUUGCUCAUUAAAACAAUUGUUUUUUGAAGUUGUCAUCGUCAUUGUGAUUGCUUAAGCUCCCCAUUACUAUAGUACUAAUGAAUAAUUCCAUGUAAAAACUGCUCAUUGAAGUGCAGUUAAGUGCCUAGGUUACAAUUCAACAUAGCUUGUCAUUUUCAUUUGCCAUUAUAAAUGGCCAGUUCUGAUGACAAGUUCUACUUGGUAUAAGUUUUCUGCCUCUGGCAGUAUUCUGUUGCAGUAAAUGAAAUACCAAAUUAAUUAAUAUAUUGCAGGGUAUCUGGAAACCCAGGAAGAUUGCCAACCCUGAUUAUUUUGAGGACAAAGAACCUUUCAAGAUGACAAGUAUUGUAAGUGAAAACAACUUUGAUUAAAAGUUAUUUUUCUGGACCUUGACCUUGACCUUGACUUGAUGCACAACAGUAGUCUGCUGUUUCUAAGUAUUGAAACUUAUUCCCGCAUAAUAUAGUGACUUAACUCAUGCUGCCAUUCCCUGCCACAUCAUGUAUUGAUUGCAAACGUUACAGAAGAAAUACAAACAAGGAAAUGGCUGAUAGCCAUUGCUAUGAGAAGAAUGUAUUUGUAUGUAAUUGUUAGAGGUAAAGAGCACUAAGAGCACUCACAGCUUGCUGUUAUUGUUCUCUCAUUCUGCAAGGAACUUUUGUAGUAGGUGUACAAUCUUUUUGUCUUGUAAAACAUUGAUACAUAUUCAUUCUUCAUGUGUGUUGUUUGCCUGUAGGCUGCUGUUGGCCUGGAACUCUGGUCCAUGACUCCUGAUAUCUUGUUUGAUAAUUUUAUUAUCGCGAAUGACAAGUAUGUAGCUGACAAGUUUGCCGCAGACAGGUAU